Uncinocarpus reesii 1704 is the source of this 1803-nucleotide messenger RNA. RefSeq lists its product as uncharacterized. The transcript has 4 exons. Lineage: Eukaryota; Fungi; Ascomycota; Eurotiomycetes; Onygenales; Onygenaceae. Bases 1 to 1803 code for a protein of 600 amino acids. The record is from RefSeq and is a predicted model, not a curated record.
AUGGGUUUGACGUGUCGGGAUAUCUACUCGGUGCCGGGGCUCCAGUUCGCUCCCUUUGCGAGUAGACGGAGCGUCGUCCACAGCACAACCGGUAUGGUGGCGUGCACCCAGCCAUUGGCUGCUGCCGCGGGCCAGAAGAUUCUGGAGCAAGGUGGAAAUGCAGCUGAUGCGGCUGUGGCUGUUGCCGCAGCAUUGAAUAUGACAGAACCGAGCUCGACGGGCAUUGGUGGAGAUAUGUUUUGCUUGUUUUAUGACGCAAAGACCAAAAAGGUCUCUGCACUCAACGGUUCCGGCCGCGCUGCUGGAAACCUCACCCUGGACCAGAUUCGAAAGGAUAUGGGCCUUGCAGCAGGUGAAACCGGCGGAAUUCCCAUGACCAGUGUCCAUGCGGUGACCACACCGGGCGCAGCAGCCGGAUGGGUCGACACCGUUGAAAAGUUUGGCAGCGGGCGAUUAACCCUUGAACAGAUCUUGAAGCCCGCGAUCGAGCUAGGCGAGAACGGAUUUCCAGUUUCCGAACUAGCUUCAAGUUUUUGGGAAGCAUGCGAAGAGCCGAUACGCAACGCUUCACCGAAUUUCAGAGAGCUGUUGAAGGCCGAUCCUGAAGCAAAAGACGGUGCUAGGUUUCCUUUGCCCGGCGAGAUUUUCAAAAAUCCAAAUCUUGCUCAGACAUUCCGAACUCUUGCGACGGAAGGAAAGGACGGUUUCUAUAAAGGCAGAAUUGCCGAAGAAAUCGUCAAAGUUGUGAAAGACCUUGGAGGUUAUUUGAGCCUUGACGAUCUCAAAUACCAUGCGGAGACUGGCAGCCAAGGCGUUGAACCGAUAUCACUGAAGAUCAAUCCGAGCGAGAUUGCGGGCUCAAGUAUUAAUGGAGGAGAGAUCGAAAUCUGGGAGCAUCCUCCAAACGGCCAAGGCAUUGUUGCAUUGAUGGCUCUCGGUAUACUGAAGGAGUUGUCAAGGACUAGCAAAAUCCCACAUUUCACGAAGGAGCAACACAACUCCGUCCCAUAUCUCCACGCCGUAAUUGAAAGUUUGCGAAUCGCCUUUGCAGAUGCAGCAUGGUGGGUAACCGACCCUGACGUCGAAAAGGUUCCAUCACAGGGCCUCAUCUCGCCAGCCUAUCUCGCCGAGCGUGCAAAGCUCUUUGACCCGAACAAGGCUUCGGGCAUUGUGGAUCACGGCAGUCCAGCACAUAACCAUUGCGAUACCGUGUACUUUGCGGUGACAGACAAAGAAGGCAACGGCAUCUCCUUUAUCAACAGCCUCUACGGGGGAUUCGGAACCUGCAUCGUCCCCAAGGGCUGCGGGUUCCCCCUCCAGAAUCGAGCCUCGAACUUUUCCCUGACACCGGGCCACCCUAACGUGAUUGCCCCGCGCAAACGACCCUACCAUACCAUCAUCCCUGCGAUGAUCACCAAUCCAGAAGAUAAUUCGUUACACACCGUUUAUGGUGUGAUGGGAGGCUUUAUGCAACCACAAGGUCACGUUCAGGUUUUGUUGAACAUGCUAGCGUUUAAAGGCACUCCGCAAUCAGCUCUUGAUGCCCCACGGUUCUGUAUUGGCGCUGGACACCCGAGAUCCUCCCAUGCAGUGGAUCGAACGGUCUACCUGGAAGAAGGAAUUGGCGAGUCAGUAGCCGAAGGGCUAAGACAAUUGGGCCAUCAGGUCAAGAUCCUCCGGGGUUUCGAAAGAGCAAUGUUUGGAAGGGGGCAAGUUAUCAGAUGCCAUGUUGAAGACGGUCAAAUGGUGUAUAGUGCCGGGAGCGACCUUCGAGGCGAUGGCGCUGCGUUUCCUGCCGUCUAA